CGACCUACAGCUAAAAAUAUUUUUCAAAAGCUUGAAAAAUGGUAUGGCUUUAUAGAAGAACUUGAUGAAAUUGAUAUUGAUGAAUAUGACAUAAGUAUAAUAGAGCUCGACGAAUCUGAUAAACCAGAAAAAGUAGAAAUAUGUAAUAAAUUUUGGGAAUCCGAUGAAAUGGCCAAACAGUUACCCGUAACUUUGCAGAAACACCAUGAUGACACAUAUACGAGUCAAUUUAUCGAUACUUAUGAUAUUUCUCAACGAUACAAUGAAUUGUUUAAAAGCGUUAACCUCUCUCAGCAGCAUGAUGAAUCAGUUUAUAUUGGCAAAACAG
Messenger RNA from Acaulospora morrowiae, 328 nucleotides. NCBI's taxonomy places the organism in Eukaryota, Fungi, Glomeromycota, Glomeromycetes, Diversisporales, Acaulosporaceae. The record is from the annotation of a GenBank genome assembly.